Lottia gigantea (owl limpet) is the source of this 369-nucleotide messenger RNA. RefSeq lists its product as hypothetical. Lineage: Eukaryota; Metazoa; Mollusca; Gastropoda; Lottiidae. The transcript has 3 exons. The record is from RefSeq and is a predicted model, not a curated record. The annotation marks the transcript as partial. Gene Ontology annotation, molecular function: calmodulin binding.
GACCCUGACCUUGAUAAAGCAGCUCUGAAAAUUCAAGCCAGUUUCAGAGGUCAUAUGACUCGCAGACAAAGGACUGACAAGAAGGCUGAAGAACCAGCACCAACAGAAGCUGAAGAUGAAGUAGAUAUUGACCUCAAUGAUCCAGAAGUAGAGAAGGCAGCAGUCAAAAUCCAAGCUGGAUUCAAGGGUUUCAAGGCCAGGAAAGAAGUCAAAGACACAAAAACUAAGGUGAUUGAUCAAAUUUCAUCUGAAGAAGAAGAAGAGGUUGAUAUUGAUUUGAAUGAUCCAGAGGUAGAGAAGGCAGCUGUUAAAAUCCAAGCCAGUUUCAAAGGCUUUAAAACUCGAAAAGAAAUGAAGGAUCAGCCGACU